Messenger RNA from Bursaphelenchus okinawaensis, 1031 nucleotides. NCBI's taxonomy places the organism in Eukaryota, Metazoa, Nematoda, Chromadorea, Rhabditida, Aphelenchoididae. The record is from the annotation of a GenBank genome assembly.
AUGGUUGUCUCAAACGGUGAAGGCUUUGAAGUCUAUGAAUCAGGCCCAAAUACAGCAGUAGAAAAUGAAGAAAAACAAGAAAGUAAGUACUAUUUACAUUUCAGGAUAAACUAAAGGAUAAGUUUAUAAUACGAACAUUUUUAGAGCCAGAAGUCUCAUUUAUUCCUGAAGAAAUGAAUAAAAAGUUCCCGGCUCAUGUGCUUCAAGUCAUACCUAAAAAUGAUGGUGAAACUUGCAAAGAAAAGUACAAUCGUCUUCGAAGUGAAGCGUACCUACUGCAAGAACAAAUAAUUCAGGAUAAUCUGAAUACAGAUAUCUCAACAGAAGUAUGCCCGGUAGAUGAAAUCAAGUUUUUGGUGCAUUCUUUGAAGAAUACCAUUGAUAACACUUCAUCGUAAGUUUUAUUUCUUAUUUACUUGAUUCUUUAGAGCGAGCGAUCUGAACUUCGACGUGCUUCGCUUCAAUUCUUUGAAAGAACGAAUUGAGAAUCUGGAAAAGUCACUUGGUGUAGAUUCAAUGACAGCAAACGAAACAUCUUUACAAAAAGUUGUCGAGGAGUUGAAAACAAGGGUCCAGAUUAUGACUCCUGGUUACUUGAACGGCAUCUUCAAGAAGAUUCAGUAUUUGAACAAGCAGAACGCCGACAGCGGUGCUCUAGACGCCAUUUCUUCAAACUCAAAAGAUGAAAAGAUUGCCAUUAAUGAAGUCAGUGCUUUGAUUCAGCGUUGGGACGAAAAGUGUAAAGAACUUGGAGCUACUGUGGAAAGUCUGAAGGUUUCUGAGGGGUUACAUCACGAUGGUAAGCUAUUACCUAUUAGAAAGUUAUGGUGCCUCGUUUAACCAAGUAAUUUUUAAUAUUUUCAGCAGAAAGAAUUUUGUUAAAAUGGGAAAAGCUGAUGAAUCUAAAACAGAACGUAGAUCAGACUUUAGCUUAUCACAAGAAAGCGCAAGAAUUAACUGAUCUGAGGAACAAAGAACGGAUAGCUUCAUUUUUGGAACGAAUUGAGGCUUUAAAACAAAACUCUGAGUAA